CCGCCGGGGCGGCCGGCGAGAGCGCGCGUGUGAUGCGCUGCCGCUGAUAUGGCCGGCGCUCGGGCGCUCGUGGCCGCCUGCUGCUGCUGGUGGUGGCUGACCAACGCAGCCGCCACCGAGCUAGACUUGUUGGCCGCGCUGUCGUUGCACAACACGACGCGUGCUGGCGUCAUCGUUGCUCCAGGCAUGCAGCCGCAGCGCACCGCCUACUCCCUGCAAGGGGAGUCGCGGUCGCUGCAGGUUGAGGGCGAGGCGUUUGAACGUGCAGCGGAAUUGUUACGCCGCUCACCCGAGUUUACAUUGCUUGCGACACUGCGACAGGAGCCCGCUAACUCUGGCACGAUACUUUCCUUCUCACACGGCUACAACAGGUACUUGGAGCUGCAGUCGAGCGGACGGCGAGAUGAGGUGCGGUUACACUAUGUGGCAGCUGGGAGUGCGACAGCUCGGGUGGAAACAUUCCCAUAUCGAUUGGCGGACGGGGCUUGGCACCGCGUAGCACUGGCUGUGUCUGGUGCACAAGCCACGUUACUCGUAGACUGCCACCCGCUCUAUCGUCGUCUCAUACCGCCGCCCGAUCGGAACUUCACCCAGCCUCAGCUCUCGUUGUGGGUUGGACAGAGAAAUAGCAAGCAUUCGUUAUUUAAGGGAACUAUUCAAGAGGUAAGACUCGUGAGCGGGCCUCACGGCUACCUGGUACAGUGUCCGGGGCUGGACUCCGAAUGCCCUACUUGUGGGCAGUUUGCACUACUUCAGGCUACCGUACAGGAAUUGACAUCGCAUAUCCAUGACCUUUCACAUAAGUUGGUGGGUGCAGAAGCUCGACUUGCGCGGCUGGAACAGUGCGACUGUCAAAAGUCAUGCUAUUCCAACGGCACAGUGCAUGCUGAUGGUGCCACUUGGCAAAAAGACUGCAAUCGUUGCUCCUGCGUGCAUGGUGAGAUUACGUGCAGGCCAGUAGAGUGCGAUAGAGCAGAAUGUAAAAAUCCAGUAUUACAUCCAGGAGAAUGUUGUCCUACUUGUCUUAGACAAUGUUUACUAAAAGGCACGCUCUACGAACACGGCGAAAGAUUCGCACCAAAGGAGUGCGCAGAGUGUGUGUGUCACGACGGCAAUAUGCAGUGCACACGCGUCGACCCCGAAACAGCAUGCCCAACAUUGCCUUGUGACGCUCCCGAUCAGUUCACAGUGCCCGGAGAAUGUUGUAAAUUUUGUCCAGGGGUGGACUACUGUAGUAUGGGUCAUUCGUGUGACGAGAAUGCGACAUGUAUGAAUCUCAAUACAAAGUACACUUGUAAGUGCAACCAAGGUUUUCAAGGAGACGGAAUUACAUGUGAAGAUGUGGAUGAAUGUCAGGCAGCGGGCGGGCUGUACGGGCACCACUGUCACUCCAAUACGCGGUGCGUCAACGUGGUGGGAAGCUACGUCUGUCAGUGUCUGCCUGGAUACACGAGACGAGAUAAAUUUAACUGCAUUGAGGUGGAUGAGUGCGCGAGCGAGACUCACGGCUGUCACACGCACGCGCAGUGUAGCAACACGCCUGGCUCGUAUUCCUGCCGCUGUCGCGACGGAUACUCCGGCGACGGGCACACUUGCACGCCAAUUUGCACGGGAGGAUGUCUAAAUGGCGGAGUGUGCGCGUCACCUGAGCAUUGCUCGUGUGCGCGCGGCUUCGGGGGCGCGCGGUGCGAGCGGGACGUGGACGAGUGCGACGCGCUCGCGCACCCCGCCGCCCGCGCGCCCUGCGUGCCGCGCGCGCUCUGCGUCAACACGCCUGGAUCUUACUACUGCGUGUGUAGAGACGGAUACAGGCGAGAUCCACACCGCGAUCAUUGUGAAGAUGUAGAUGAGUGCACGGAAGGCUUCCAUACAUGUCAUCCGACCGCGCGCUGCGUGAAUACUGACGGUAGUUUCAGAUGCGAGUGCGACACACAGGAAUGUGAACUUAGCUGCUCAUGGCAAGGGCAGAUUUUGUCCGAUGGCGCUCAAUGGGCGGAGGCGGGUGGUUGCCGCGCUUGUGUGUGUACGGCCGGCGUCGCUGCCUGCGUACGGGCACCCUGCACCUGCGAUAGAGAUAAUACCUCAAUAGCGAUCCAAAGCACAGCAUCGUCACUUGCACUGGCGCCAGCCUCGUGCUGUCCACAUUGCGAGGCUCGCUUCCACUGUCGUCACCAGGAGAUGCACCACGUCACUUUCCGAAGCGGCGAGCGCUGGCUCUACCAGUGCCAGAUCUGUGAAUGCCUCCUGGGAGAGGUAGACUGCUGGGAGCCCGAGUGCGAGGAGGGCGCGGGCUGCUGCGCGAGCGGCACGGGCGGCGCGGGCGCGGAGGGCGCGGAGGGCGCGGGCGAGUGGCGCGCGCCGCACCGCCUCGAGCUCGCGGGCUGCGCGCCGCCGCACUGCCCCACCUGCCAAGGCGGGCAGUGUGCUACUUUGGUGAGCAAUCUCGCGUGUUGUGUGCAUCGAGCGCGGCGCGACGUGGCGGCGGCGCUGGCGCUGGCGGCGCUGUGGUGGGGCCGCGCGCCUCACCCGCACCGCAAGCACCGCGGCGCGCGGCGCUAGAGCCGCCCUGAGCGACGCACGCACACCCUAUUUAUUCUAGAUAGACCUAAUGUUAACCAAUUGACGCGGGCGCGCCCCGCUCCCGGCCUUAACUGAGCGAGCGGCGCGUCCGCGCCCGCCGCCCGGAGGCCGCGUGCCGCUCGAUCGCGUCGAACGUUUAUCCUCGUUAUAGCAAUAUUAUAGUUAUCGUUUAGGUAGGAUUAUAGAAGCGUGCCGCGAAACGUAAUGCCUUUUAGUGCGACCGAUCGGUGCGUCGAGUGGCGCGCGUUCCCGGGUGGGCGACGGAGCGCGCAAGUCGCCUCCGGCGUCGACGGCGCGUGACCUUCGCCGCCCGCUCGCGGUGAACUCGCUCCGCUGUCGGCGCGUCCGUCGCCUCGGUCCGCCGCGACGUGUGAAUGUGUGUGACGCUGCAGCGCUCGAAGGGAGUGAAAGUAUUGCGGCGGGCCGACGCUUAGAAGCCUGCGCCCUCGAUCCCCGCGCUUCGCCCCCGCCGCAUCUGUAAUCUUCGAAUUCUAAAUUAUCGAAUACGAUCGCUUAUAAUUAUUAUCUUAGACUUGUACUAUGUAGCUAUUGUUGUGAAUAUGAGUAUAGCGUCGCCUUGCCCGGGGCGAAGCCGCGAACGGGGGUGCGGUGCGGUGGGCGAGGGGGAACGUGCGGGCGACGGGGCGUCUUUCAAUUGCGGCCUAAUGUUCCAAACUUCGAUAGUCCUGUAGAUAUUAAGUUCCUGGGGAGGCACGCCGCCGCCCGAGCGUUCUCGCCCCUGUUGUACGAAUUUUUUCAUAAUAUAUUAUAGUUUUUGUUUGUCUUUAUAUAGGGAUCGUUUUCAUAUUUUGAAGAUAACCAAAAAUAGGUACCAAAUAUAGAAAAGAUAUGAUUGUUUCUUAAUUUCAUAAAGCAUUUUAAUGCUUGCAUGUUGUAUUGUGUUCAAAAAAUUACAAUUAAAAAGAUAUCCUUAUUAUUUCGUUUUAAUAGUGUACCCACCCUGUAAGUUAAAUUAGAGCA
This is a messenger RNA of Vanessa atalanta (red admiral), 3561 nucleotides long. RefSeq names its product protein kinase C-binding protein NELL1-like. Gene Ontology annotation, molecular function: protein binding; calcium ion binding. The record is from RefSeq and is a predicted model, not a curated record. NCBI's taxonomy places the organism in Eukaryota, Metazoa, Arthropoda, Insecta, Lepidoptera, Nymphalidae. The transcript is spliced from 18 exons. Bases 49 to 2559 code for a protein of 836 amino acids.